AGUGAAAGAACUAGAAGUAUUUUGUUAAUUUGUUUCCGUCAUAAGUUAUAAAUAAAUUAUCCUUCUAUUGAUAUUUACCGCAAAUCUUUUUGCCAAAAUGCGUAAUUAAGUAAAUUAAAGUGUAAGGUACGUUAAUGCAUGGUUAUUAUGAGCCCAAAGUGCCCAAUAACACUUGUCACUGUAUUGAAUGACCCUAGUGUCAAAAGAAUAAUGGAAGGUUAAUAGUUUUUGGAGUCAAAGUUCCUUAAAUAACGCAUUUCGCUUGGUUUGAUCACUACAAUUAGCUUGUUGCAGACAAAUUUAUUAAGAGACAUAAUAUUUGUCUAUAGACUUUUUACCAGCACAGUGCGACAUGUUCCUCACUAAGUUUGAUAAGACUGAUAACUUUAUCCUGUUUAUUUUUCACAGCAUGCUUGUUUUCUUUUAUUUAAACAGUUUGCAUCCGCAUGUGUAGUGUAGAUUUGCUAUUAUUUCGUGAAUUAAGUGUUUAUAAUAUAAUUGUCAACAUGCAGUCUUGUGUUGGAGUGGAUGCUUCAAGUAUGGGCUCUGUUUGGAAGAGACUCCAGCGAGUCAACAAAAGGGCUGCCAAGUUUCAGUUUACGGUCUCCUACCAUCAGCUGGCAGUGGAUUUUACUUCCAAAUGGGAACCCCACAAAUUGCUGCUAGUAUGGUCGAGGCGAUCGAGAAGAGUUACUUCUGUACCAAUGAACUGGGAACGAACUCUACAAAACCCGUACAAAGGUUUAGUAGUUUGGCCUGUUCCCGAAAACCACCAGGUUGCGGUUACGCUCUUCAAAGAUCCUAGAACGAACGAGCUGGAAGACAAGGAUUGGUCUUUCAUACUUGAAGAUGUACCUCCAGCGGGGAAACGAAGACAACUCGCUAUCGCACACGUAAAUAUGCGAAAGUACGCCAGCGUAGAAUCAACACAAACCGAACUUCAAAUAAACUUUAAGCCAACUACCAAAAAAAUUACAGGAGCCAAGCUGGACUGCACCUUAUCUUGCGUAUUCCUUAGAGAAGGCAAAGCUACGGACGAAGAUAUGCAAUCAAUGGCUUCCCUUAUGUCUGUGAACAAUAAUAGCGAUGACAUAGCUGCGUUAGAAGAUGUUGAAGAGGACGAUUUUUCAUUAAGCGAUAACGUUAUGAAAAACAGUAUGCACGAAGUGACACAACAUCUUCAGUUAAUGACGAAUAGUUUGUCUGGAUCGGAUUUUGCUAGUACACCUAUUAGUGUGGCAAGUAUUCUAUCAGACGAAAAAACUCCGACUGCCGAAACGUUUUCUCCAACAAACGACAUGAACAAACCCGUUCGACCUCUUCCUGUUCCCCCUCCUAAAGAAACCGACUUCCUUACAAAUGAAAAAGACUUUUACUCCGAACAGUGCACGGAGACCUUGGAUAAUUUGGAACUGAUCGCAGAAGAAGGCGAAACUGAAAUUCAUGCGAUAAAUGUUCCGAAACCCGUAAUAGAAGUUGAAAAACCCAAAAUCGUGGAGGUGAACGUCAAGAAAAAUGUCAAUUUGCACCUGCAACCGUUGGAGUUUAUAGAACAAAUCGAGACGCCAAAGAAUCAACAAAAACUGAGUACACCAGGUCAAGAUUUAUUAGAAUGGUGUAAGGAAAUGACGAAAAAUUAUAAUGGUGUGAAAGUUACCAAUUUGACCACGAGCUGGAGAAAUGGAAUGGCAUUUUGUGCUCUUAUACAUCACUUCGAACCUGAUUUAAUUGAAUUUAAUUCUUUAUCUCCGCACGAUGUCAAAGGAAACUGCAAAAAGGCGUUUGAUGCAGGAGAUAGACUGGGUAUACCGAGAGUUAUCGAACCAACAGAUAUGCACAUGCUGGCAGUUCCUGAUAAACUGGCAGUGAUGACCUACCUCCACCAACUUCGGGCGCACUUCACCGGUCACCAGCUAGAAGUUCAGCAGAUCGGAAAAACUGCAGAAGAAACUAACUACGUCAUAGGAAAAUUCAAUACUGACAAAGAUACUGAUAUUACUAAACAGGUAUUUGGUCAAGAAAUCAUGAAUCUACGGAAAUCGAAACAAAACAAAAAACAAGACAAUCAAACAGAGAUAGAAAUGAAUCUUGCCAAUAGAAACGAGCCGAAAGGAGAUGCCUCGAAACUUAGGUUACCUCUUAAAAUAACUAAUGAACCGGAACCUGUGAAGGAGCCUAAGGAGAAGUCACCGACCAUUGUGAAAGACGUCAAAAAUAUAAUAAAUAAGGUAAUUCCUUCUCCGGGUAAAGAUAAACAGGAAUCUAUUAAAAAAGAAGAAAAGAAGCAAGAAGUAAAGAAACCAAUACUUAUGACCAGAAGGGAAUUAACAGAUCCGUUCGGUUCGGAUGAUGAGGAAAGUCCUCCAGCUGAUAAUAGUAUCGCAGAUAAUAAGUGUACAGAAAUGAAUGGUGAUAUUAAUCAUAAAUUAGAUGUAAGUGAUAGUAAGGAAAACAAAGAUAGUGAGAAAAAAGAUGAUGUAUUUUCGGACUUGCCAAAACCGAAUCCUGUUUGGUUUGCAAUUAAAAGUUUUUUCACGCGUCUGCAGCAAAUUCUUAUGAGACAUUCGGAGCAAAGAGAAAGGGCGCGGGCGUUGCUGGAACAGGUGAAGAAGGAGGGAUCGAAUCCAACCUCACCGUCAAAGUCUGAAGAAGACAGGCAGGCACUUCUUCGCGAAAGGGCGAAGAAGCUUAUUGCCGAUGCCAGAAGAGGUUCCGGUUCAACUACAGAGAUCAUUAGAAUAAGUCCGGAGACUAUGAGAGCUUACAUGGAAAGCGAAGAAAAAGUGAAAAAGUUAGAUAACGAGAAGUUAUUUGAACGCCAGAAUAGUACAGGGUCAGAAAGGAAUGGAAAUGUAUACUCAAAUAAUGUAAAUAAUAUAGAAGAUCCUUCUAUCAAAUCUAGUCCAAUAGAAAAUGGUAGAGAGAGAAUCACUCCGGAUAGGUUACCAGAUGAACUGGGAUUAAAGGAGAUGGGUAUAGAUGUUCAUUCGUGGAUUGACAAAGAAAUGGAAGACUUAGAACGAGAACAGCGCUCCAUAGAUGAACAAGCUGCCAAUUUGGAAAAACAACUACGAUCGGUUAUGGAAUCGAGAGAUAGUAAUGGUGAGGAAGAGGAAGCGCUAAUGGCAAAAUGGUUUAUGUUUGUUAACAAGAAAAAUGCUUUGCUCAGGCGGCAGAUGCAACUUAAUAUUUUGGAGAAAGAAGCGGACCUUGAAACAAGGUAUAAAAUGCUUAAUGAAGAGUUGCAGAAAAUAGCGUCAAUUGAAGACUGGAGGAAAACGGAAGAGCAACGGAACAGAGAACAAGUGUUGCUAGAGGAAUUAGUUCAAAUAGUUAAUAAGAGGGACGAAUUAGUUCAUCAUUUGGAUAGCCAAGAAAAAGCGAUCGAAGACGACGAAAUAAUAGAAAAAGAUUUAUCCCACAUCGAGUUACCGGCAAAAGUUGGCAACUGCGUGAUAUCCUAAUUUAUUUUCAUUUGGUUCAUUAGUCAAAGAAAAGUGUUUGGUAUGAUUUGAAUUUUUGUCAACUCGAAAUGCAAACGUUGGUGCUUCUUGUGAUAUACUUAGUUAACCUUCCUGUUUAGUAAAUACAUUUAUAAUUGUCUCCUUUAAUGUUAUACUAAUUGGAUCACAGCUGUAAUGUAAAAUAAAGAAAGCUUAGAAUGGUAUUUAUAGAAAUUAAAAACAAUGUUGCC
This is a messenger RNA of Diabrotica balteata, 3694 nucleotides long. NCBI's taxonomy places the organism in Eukaryota, Metazoa, Arthropoda, Insecta, Coleoptera, Chrysomelidae. The record is from the annotation of a GenBank genome assembly.